This is a messenger RNA of Myxocyprinus asiaticus (Chinese sucker), 1530 nucleotides long. RefSeq names its product mitochondrial import inner membrane translocase subunit Tim29-like. Lineage: Eukaryota; Metazoa; Chordata; Actinopteri; Cypriniformes; Catostomidae. Gene Ontology annotation, cellular component: TIM22 mitochondrial import inner membrane insertion complex. Bases 52 to 780 code for a protein of 242 amino acids. The record is from RefSeq and is a predicted model, not a curated record. The transcript has 2 exons. Gene Ontology annotation, biological process: protein insertion into mitochondrial inner membrane.
ACCGUGAACUACGUGAACUAAAAAAUUUCUUGAGUUCAUUCAUUUGCUAACAUGGCCGCCUCGUGGUUGCUGAAGAGGUGGUGCUCAACGGCAGCUACAGUGACAACCAAGGGCACAAGAUGGCAAAGAUUACUAAACAGUCGUGCAGUUGUGUGGUGCCGUAGUCUUCUGGGUGAUUAUAAGGAGGCUUGUCGUGAGGUUGUGUUGGGGGCACGGGAGCGACCCCUCAAGGCCUCUGUCUACCUCGGUCUUCUGGGAGGAAUGUAUGCCUGUUUUUACACCAACCCUGAUGAUGCCUCCUUUGAGACCAGCCUACUAGAAACUUCCAACCGUCUGGCUCUCCUGUCACCAUGGAUUCGCAGUGGCACCUCAGAUGGACAUGUCCAAAGCCUGGUGAAACUGCAAAACGAGGGCAGGUUGCGCUAUGCCAGUCUCGGCAUUGCCUCUUUGACUUAUUACACCGACUACGACCCUGACUCGAGCCUGUAUGAGGCGCGUUGUUCAGCCAUUUCUGUGCCCUGGGCAGAGCUGCCCAAACGCAUUCUGGAUGUGGGCUUUGCAGGACGCUGGUGGGUGGUUGAUCAUAAAAUGAAGGAUUAUGAUAUAAAUGAGGAGGAGUUUAAACAUCUGCCCCCUGCUCUGGUGGCUACAGUUCCUCCUCCUCCCCAGAUAACUGAAAGGAAUGAGAGGCUGCAUCAGGAAUCGUGGAAAGCAGUGGUGAUGGAGGAUGAGAGCAGUGCAUUAGACAGUGUACAGAAAGAGGUGGACACAUCUGUUUAAUUAAAGGAGACGAGCUACACAAGAUAAAAGGCACAGACUUUUUGAUGAACACGUUGACUAUUACGCUGUGCCCCACCUAUGAACCCAGAGAACAUGCUUGCAAGAUGUAGCUGUGUUGAUAAGAGAUGAACAGAAAGAAUAUGCCAGCAGGAAUCAUUAUUAUAGUGUGUUAAUAGAAGUCGGCACCAUUUGAAAUUACUAAUUAAAAUGUGCUGUUACUUUUACUGCUAAAGAUGUUCAAAUAUGCGUUGAUUAUAAAUCCAAUAAAACAAUUGUAGUGGAUGUUGAACUUUAUUGGGAGGAUGCACUAAAUACACAACACUUACUAAUUAAAGGAAUAGUUCACCCAAAAAUGGAAAUUCUCUCAUCAUUUACUCACCCUCAUGCCAUCACAAAUGUGUAUGACUUUCUUUCUUCUGCUGAACACAAAUGAAGAUUUUAAGAAGAAUAUUUCAGCUCUGUAGGUCCAUACAAUGAAAGUGAAUGGUGACCAGGACUCAGACGGUCCAAAAAUCACAUAAAGGCUCCAUAAAAGCAAUCCAUUACCUAAAGUAAUCCAGACGCCACUGGUUAAAUUCAUGUCUUCAGAAGCUAUAAUUGUAGAUGGGAAACAGUUCAAUAUUUAAGUCCUUAUUUACUCUAAAUCUCCACUUUCACUUCCAUAUUCUUCGUGCAUAUCGCCACCUACUGGUCGGGGCUGGUCAAAGUUGGAGAUUGAUAGUAAAAAAGGACUUUUAUAUUGAUCUGUUU